AUGAUGCACCCUUCGCGGCAAGCAUAUGUGGAGGAGGAGCCGCAAGAGGAUGUUGAUAUGGGCGGCAUCGACCUUGCCAACGUUCCCCUCGAUCGCGACUAUUCCCUUCCCUCCGGAGCGGCUGGAGUUCCCUCGGAGAAAGCGUCGGCUAUCCUCGCUCAAUUCGAGCGCAAGCGUCUUGCCGCAACCAUUGCCGUUCCCACCGAUGACAACAAGGUCCGCCUACGGUUACGAGAGAUUGGAGAGCCCAUUACCCUUUUCGGGGAGGGCCCGGGGGACAGGAGAGACCGUCUGCGAGAACUGCUCACCCAGCAGAUUGAAUCAGGCCAGCAUGAUGCGGAGGGCGACGCGCAGAUGAGGGACCAGUCAGUCGAGGCUGAGGAUGAAGAUGAGGGAAACGAGGAAUUCUACACGGAAGGCCUGGAGGAGCUGCUGGAAGCACGGAGGGACAUCGCCAGGUAUUCUCUGCCAAGAGCACAAACGCGCAUUGCGUACCAGAAGAUGGAAUCCACGAUACCUCUACGGACCCAUGUCAAGCAUCGCAAAGCCGUCAAGGAGCGCCUACAGGGCUUCGACUUGUUUGGAUCGCAAAUUGCUGGAGACAGGCCCGUCAGUAUGGCGCGGUUCUCGCCCAGCGGAGAGAUGAUUGUGGCGGGCAACUGGGGCGGCAGCAUCAAACUGCUCGACGUGCCAAACCUUGAAGAGAAGGGAGUGCUUCGAGGGCACACGGACAGGAUAGGCGGAUUGGCAUGGUAUCCUGGUGCUACGUUACCAGACAGCAAUGUCUCCCGCUCAACUCUUAACCUGGCUUCCGGUGGCGGCGAAGGCCAGAUUCACCUGUGGUCACUCGAAGAAGAUACCCCGAUCUCCUCUCUUUCUGGUCACACCGGACGUGUUUGCCGCGUGGAGUUCCACCCUUCAGGCAAGUAUCUGGCAUCCGCCUCCUUCGACACAACGUGGCGUCUAUGGGAUGUGAACACGACGACCGAGUUGCUCCUCCAGGAAGGACAUUCGCGUGAAGUCUACACGGUCAGUUUCAAUGGCGACGGGUCGCUGAUAGCCAGUGCUGGGCUCGACAGUAUUGGCAGAAUUUGGGAUCUCCGUACAGGCCGCAUGGUCAUGCUUCUAGACAGCCACAUCAGCCCAAUCUACGGUCUGGAUUGGAGUGCGGAUGGGUACCGUGUGCUUUCCGGGUCUGGGGAUGGAUUUGCAAAGUGCUGGGAUGUGCGCGCUGUUCGCGAGAUGGGCAAUAUUGGUGCUCACAGAGGCGGAGUGACGGACCUUCGUUGGUUCAAGGGAAUUGACGGACCCGCAAACGGAUACACGCCGGUCAAGGACGAAGGUGGCAACAUGCAGCCAAAGAAAGCGGGAACUUUCUUCGUUUCCUGCGGAUUCGACAAGAAUGUCAGGAUCUUCAGCGCAGACGACUGGGCACUAUGCAAGACGUUGAGCGGCCACUCGGGAAACGUGCUUAGCACCGAUGUCAGUCAUGAUGCGAGGUGGAUUUGCAGCUCCGGACACGACAGGACGGUGAAACUGUGGGCUAGGGAUGAUGGAGAAGGAAUUUGA
This is a messenger RNA of Diplodia corticola, 1569 nucleotides long. RefSeq names its product serine threonine-protein kinase prp4. NCBI's taxonomy places the organism in Eukaryota, Fungi, Ascomycota, Dothideomycetes, Botryosphaeriales, Botryosphaeriaceae. The record is from RefSeq and is a predicted model, not a curated record. Gene Ontology annotation, biological process: mRNA splicing, via spliceosome. Gene Ontology annotation, cellular component: U4/U6 x U5 tri-snRNP complex. Gene Ontology annotation, molecular function: protein binding; U6 snRNA binding; U4 snRNA binding. The coding region runs from base 1 to 1569 and encodes 522 amino acids. The transcript is spliced from 3 exons.